Xiphias gladius (swordfish) is the source of this 1752-nucleotide messenger RNA. RefSeq names its product glutathione S-transferase theta 1a (gene gstt1a). Gene Ontology annotation, biological process: glutathione metabolic process. The transcript has 5 exons. NCBI's taxonomy places the organism in Eukaryota, Metazoa, Chordata, Actinopteri, Istiophoriformes, Xiphiidae. Bases 356 to 943 code for a protein of 195 amino acids. The record is from RefSeq and is a predicted model, not a curated record. Gene Ontology annotation, molecular function: glutathione transferase activity. Gene Ontology annotation, cellular component: cytoplasm.
AAAAAAAAAAAAAAUCCUUUUGCGGGCUAUCAGGUUCACCAGAAAGCUGCCAGUCUCUUCCAGUAUGAAGAGGAGCAGAGUUAUGUUUACUCCUAGAUAACCGACUUUACAAAUAACCAGUGGGUGGGAUGUUGCCGGUCGGAGAUCAAAGCAUCCAGAUAAAACAUUACAGUGUCCCUGAGGUGAUAUAACUAAUGUACUGUGGAAAGAAAAUAAAGGAAACAGGAGAGUUUAAAAGCAGACAAGAAGGGAAAAAAACACCAUUGCACAGUCACCUCUUUUUUAGUCCUUUUCACUCAGUUAGGUGCUACAGUAUGAGAGUCAGCAGUACAGCAAGGAGUUUGGCCAAGUCAGCAUGGUUAGGAAGGUUCCUGUCAUGAAGGAUGGAAGCUUCAUUCUGACGGAAAGCAUUGCGAUCCUGCAGUACCUGGUGCAGAAAUACUCCUCGUCAGUGGCAGAUCACUGGUAUCCAGCUGACCUGCAGCAGCGAGCCCGUGUUAAUGAAUACCUCUCCUGGCAGCACAUGAACCUCAGGGCUCACGGGUCAAAGGUCUUCCUUCUCAGGUCUCUGUUUCGUUUCAUCAUGGGCUCUGAGGUCCCGAAGGACAAGAUGGACGACGCUGUGGCGGAUCUGCAGCAGUCGCUCAACCUGCUGGAGGGGAAAUUCCUGCAGGGCAAACUGUUCAUCGUCGGCGACAAAAUCUCUCUGGCUGAUCUGGUGGCUAUAGUUGAGAUCAUGCAGCCUUUUGGAACUGGCCUGGAUGUGUUUGAAGGCCGGCCACAGCUGAUCGCCUGGCGAGAGCGAGUGAAGAAGGAGUUGGGUGAAAAGCUUUUUGACGAAGCUCACGAGGAUAUCAUGAAGGUGAGCAACCUGCCGCAGAAGAUGCAGGAGAACAGAGACAUGGAGCUGCUCAGACCAAAAUUUCAGAAGAUUUUCAGCUGAGGAUGUUUCCGUGCACGGAGAUAAAACCCCGGUUACUCGUGUCGAAAAUGAUCCUUGCUUAGUUUAUAAUUUCAUGUUUGUAUGGCGAUUUUUAUCAGCUUAAAUCCUGUUCAGGUUUGUUAUGAAGUACUGAUAAAACAUGUAACCAGCUACCAGGUAUUAAAAGGUGUUAAAAGUGCAGCUGUGUGCCCACGUUGUGAAAAAAAAUCUUUAAUGUGUUCAUCUGAUUUAGGUGAAGACUCGUGGUUCAGCCAACAUACGUGCUGUUAAACAUACUUUGAUUUGCCAACAAAAAACUCUUAUUUUCAUGCAGUAAAUCUAUAAAUUUACAAAACGGAAACUGUGGAGCUCUGAAGUUUGCUUCUAAAACUUUCCAGCUGGAAAUAUUCACCAGGAAAAAGGAGGUGAACAGCUCAUUGUGUAUUAUUUGUUCCCGCUGACCUGUUGUUAAUGAAUGCACAUGUGUGAUCCUUUACCACAAAUUUUAAAACGAUGCAUCAACAUUAUGUAUCACAAUACAACUGUGUACAGUGUCAAACAUUUCGUCAACUUAUAAAAAACAUGUCGGGUAAAGAGAGAAAACAAGGAGAGUGAAGGUAGAAAUAAAUCGUCGCGAUCCUCAUCAUGACGUGAGAUGUGCGAUAUAUUUAAGCAGCGAGGCCGCAGCAGCAGGUCGGGUUUGCUCACAGACACUACAGCAGUACAUGCAGAUGUUGAUGGACAACAUGCACGCUGUGGUGGAAGCAGCAUUCAGAUCCAAUAUGGGUCCUUUAAGUAAAAAAUACUCCCAUCCUAAAAUACUUCAGUAC